Molecule: messenger RNA, 1335 nt
Organism: Sitodiplosis mosellana (orange wheat blossom midge)
Lineage: Eukaryota; Metazoa; Arthropoda; Insecta; Diptera; Cecidomyiidae
Product: SET and MYND domain-containing protein 4-like
Exons: 1
Coding region: 1-1335 (444 amino acids)
Molecular function (GO): protein binding
Source: RefSeq, a predicted model, not a curated record
AUGGAUUUGUACAACCGUAGUUUGUGUUAUGCUAAAGUUGGCACAAGCAAUGUUGCCUUGGCCUAUUCAAACCGAUCGGCGUGUUUCUUCCACAUGCGGAUGUAUGAUGAGGCUCUUGUCGACAUUGAACUAGCCAAGAAGGCGAAUAUUUCUGAUCACCUGAUUCCGAAGCUUGAGCAUUGCGAGCAGGAAAGUCGUACAUUGAGACGUAUACAAAAGACUCCAUCAAAACGUCCAUGCCAACUGAGUUAUGAGUCCGACGACGAUUUUCCGUGCAUGGUUGAUGUGAUUAAAAUAAAGUACAAUCAAGAACUUGGCAGGCAUUUGAUUGCGACACGGAAUAUUCCAGCCGGUGAAACAAUUUUGCUGGAAGACAGCUAUGUGAUGGCAAGAGAAGAUGACAGGCUGGUCUGCCAUACAUGCUAUCGAGGAAAUGCAAAUUUUAUCGCCUGUGAACAUUGCCCGGAUGCCAUAUUCUGCAGCACAUAUUGCAAGAAUACGAAUCCGACUCACAAAUGGGAGUGCGAUACAUUUUUUGAAAUGGUGGAGAUCGAUAUGAAAUUCCACAUUCGGGCGAUUUUAAUAGCAAUUGAUACAUUUGCAAAUGUUGCAGAUUUGAUGCAAUUCGUUGAUCAUACUUUGCUUGAAGAUUCGCAAAAUCUUCCAACAUCAAUGCACAACCCACUGUCGAAGUAUCAUUUCUUCUUUAAGCUGCAAAAAUCGGAGCCAAAAUCUUCAGAAGUUCUGCUCGACAUUAGCACCUUGUACCGAAGUAUGAUUGAGCUUCCAAAAAUCGCAAGCGUGUUCAACACUUUGAGGAAACAGCGUUUUUUAAUGCACCUUGUUGCGCAUCAUUUCUUCGUGGCAUCAAACAAUUCGAUUGGAAACGACUCGAAUACAACAAUUGCUAAUAUUCAUUCACUUUUAAGUCACUCUUGUGCUCCGAACACAGCUACCUAUGCAGCUGGAAAUCAACGAUUCUCAAUCACUAUUCGACCUAUUAGAAAAGGACAACCACUCUACAUGAAUUAUUUACAUUCAAUCGAUGACAAACCAUUGAACAUUCGACAAGCGGAACUCAAAUCUGGCUGGGGUUUCACUUGUAAGUGUGAAAACUGCGUUGCUGGUGACAAACCUAUCAAUAUAAAACACAUGAUGACAGAUCCAUGCACACGAUUUUUACUCAUCAACUAUUCGAUCGAAGAGAACUAUCCGAUUGUACUGGAGACGUGCCUUAAACUACUGAAAAAAUACAAAAAUCAACGGUGGACUAUUGAGAUGCAAAUUGUCGCCGGCAUUCUUGCACGCAUCUACAAGCAAAUGUUUUCUUUUUGA